AUGUUUGAAACAAGGACUAAGCUCAAUAGUAAGAUACGCAGAUACGCAGUUGCAGACUUUCUGUCCUCUCCUAUCUAGCACUCUUUUUGCCGCCCUUCUUUCAUACCAUCCCUUUCCCAGUCACGAUUUUUGGCUUGAUAUCGGAUUCUUAGUACUCCAUGAAGCUUACAUCUCGGAUUCAUUGUGCUACUGCUGGCCGUCACGACCCCAGUAUGUGAUGGGAGCAAUUUGAAGCAGAAUUCAACUCUAAAAUAAGUGCACAAAAAAAAAAAAAAAAUGACGCCUUCACUGUCUGUCCCCUCUCAAAACCAUUGUUCCCUUAGUAAGUCUAUCUUUCUCCCAUCAACUCUUCUUAGGAGACCCAGAAAUCAUUUAUUAACUAGUAAGAAACCCAUAAAUAUCUCUCUUUCUAUCUAUUGUUCAUCUCCCAAAAUUGUUCGCGAUGCUUCACUUGACAAGCAUGUUGUGAGGCAAAACAAGAUUCGUUUUGUCCAAAAGCUCAAAACGCUACUCCUUUCCAAGCCAAAGCACUACAUUCCACUCCACAUUCUAUCCAAAUGUCGGUCCUACCUUUCCCUCCCUGAUCAUCGUUCCAUUCGUUCCAUGAUCCAUCGUUAUCCUUCCAUUUUUGAACUCUUCACAAUUCCAACACCACACCUACCUUUGAAUGCAACAAAGCCAUAUUCUCAACUAUGCGUUCGUCUAACGUCAGCUGCAGCAGCACUUGCUGAUCAAGAAUUUAAACUCCAUUCCGCAAUUUCCAACAACUUGGCUGCCAAACUUCAGAAACUUCUCAUGCUCUCUUCUCAUCGCCGGUUGCUCUUAUCAAAGUUGGUCCAUCUUGCACCAGAUCUUGGCCUCCCCCCUAAUUUUCGGUCCCGCCUCUGCAAUGACCACCCAGACAAAUUCAAGACUGUUGACACCUCCUAUGGCCGUGCACUUGAGCUUGUAUCAUGGGAUGCGCAGUUGGCUGUUCCUUUAUCCCGCCCUGAUGUUUCACUUGGUUUGAUAGUAGAUAGACCUUUGAAAUUUAAGCAUUUGAGACUUAGAAAGGGGCUUAAUCUGAAGAGACGUCACCAAGAUUUCCUGAUCAAGUUUGAAGAAUUGCCUGAUGUGUGUCCUUACAACACUUCUUCAGAAGAAUUCGCUAAAGAGUCCAUUGAGGCAGAAAAAAGAGCUUGUGCAGUGAUAAGAGAAGUGCUGGGAAUGACAGUUGAAAAGAGAACUUUAAUAGACCAUUUGACACAUUUCAGGAAGGAAUUUGGAUUUCCUAACAAGUUGAGGGGAUUGAUUGUAAGGCACCCAGAGUUGUUUUAUGUGAGUUUGAAAGGCCUCAGGGAUUCUGUGUUCUUGACUGAAGGCUACGAUGACAAGGGUGGGCUUUUGAAGAAAGAUGAAACUUCAGCGCUAAAGGAUCAGUUGAUGGAGUUGGUCAGGGAGUCGAAGAAGAUGAGAAGAGAGAUGAGAAAUGGUACUAUGAUGAACAGCAGUGAUAUCAGAGAUUCUGAUGAUGUUAGCAGUGAUGAAUUUGAUGACAUUGGAGAUUAUUACAAUGAUGGUUUUGAGAAUGUGUUUGCCUCUGAAGAUUCAGGUUUUAAUUAUGAUUUUAAUAACGAUGUUCAUGAAAGCUAUGACCUUGGGGAUUACAGGGAAAAAGGAGAAUUUUGGAUGGCAGAUACUCACAUUGGUGGUGCCAAUGAGGAAGGACGAUUUAUGGAACCUUGGUAGCAAAAGAAAACACUGUACAUAUCUUCCAACAUUAGUUGGCACUAGUUUUUGUGUGUUACAAAGUUAAUACGCUUCUGUACCAAUUUAUUUUAUCUUGGGGUAUGUGUAUGUGUAUGUAUAUAAUCAAUUCUUGCCCCA
Hevea brasiliensis (rubber tree) is the source of this 1866-nucleotide messenger RNA. Its product is annotated as protein WHAT'S THIS FACTOR 1, chloroplastic. NCBI's taxonomy places the organism in Eukaryota, Viridiplantae, Streptophyta, Magnoliopsida, Malpighiales, Euphorbiaceae. Gene Ontology annotation, molecular function: RNA binding. Bases 277 to 1728 code for a protein of 483 amino acids. The record is from RefSeq and is a predicted model, not a curated record. The transcript is spliced from 2 exons.